UUCAAUAUCCAAUAUGCUGAAUGUGCUCACCUAUUUUUCUCUUCUUCCUAGAACAUUCAUCUCUAUAUUCUCAUAUGUCUUUUAAUAUUCUAUGCUGUAUUUUACAUGGCUUCCACUGUGUGUGCAGGAUUUUUGAGGAUAGAAAAUUUUGACUGGGAAAUACCAUUCAGACAUACAAUUCUACCAUCUAUAAACAGUUCUGAAUAUCUUGUGCAGGUGAUUUCAGCGGAAGUAACAUUUUUCUUCAGUGGCCUUCUGUUUGUGCCAGUUGUUGGUUCAAUGGUGUGGGAUUACUCAACCACAGUAAGCUUUCUUCACAUCAUUAUUUGCUGCAUUGUUACACAAGAAUUUCCAGGGAUGUGGCAAUGGUGGUCGCAAAUAGGCUGUGGAUUGGCUCUCAUGAUCGCAUCUGGUCAAACCCUUGCGUACUUUACCUACAGAAAGUCAUAUCAAAGACAAAGAACAACUCUAUGAUACAUUUUUGCUUAUACAAAGCUUGCAAGCAUAUAAAAAAAAAAAAAAACAGCCAGUAACUCACGCCACACGCAAGAUCUAAUUUAUAGUUAAUCUGGGAUGCUAGAGAAGUAAAAAUGCAUUACAGAUAACGUAAUGAACUCCCUUGGUUCCAAACACUGAUGACUGAAAACGGCCACCUGACAAUUUUACAAUUCUGGGAAUGGUUACAGCAGCUACUCGGAUAGGAAACUUGAUGUAGAAUGUUUAAUGUCACUUUAUAAACUUUCUGGACAAAGCUGGCCCAAACAAACUACUUCCAUUCCAGAACAAUGUGGCCACUGAGUGUGCUGUAAUAGACUGUAGUAGCAUUACUACAAUAAUACACCAAGCACUGCUGUGAUGUCAUCUGCAUGCCUUAACCUUGGCCAAUCAGAGGAAGCCUUGUAUCCAUUGACAAAAAUACAAGGCUUUUUCUGAAUUCUGGAGCACUAAGCCCAACUCAUUAUAUCCGGUUGCAGACAGGAUGUUGCCUGCACUGCCGCUGUACACAUCGACGCUUUUUGUACGAGACUGCACAUGUACUGUUCUGGUAAGUUUAUGAAUAGUUGUGUGGUCCUUGCUUGCCUUUAUCCAGCUUUAUAGUAACUAUACCUUCCACUGACAACCGGUCACAGUCCAGCCCCCCCGAAAGUCUAAAGGACAGUAAACUACUUAAAAAGUAUGGAUGGGAGCUGCGGUGGC
Rana temporaria (common frog) is the source of this 1197-nucleotide messenger RNA. Its product is annotated as transmembrane protein 244-like. Lineage: Eukaryota; Metazoa; Chordata; Amphibia; Anura; Ranidae. The transcript has 5 exons. The coding region runs from base 106 to 474 and encodes 122 amino acids. The record is from RefSeq and is a predicted model, not a curated record.